Messenger RNA from Arachis duranensis, 1219 nucleotides. RefSeq names its product histone-lysine N-methyltransferase ATXR4. Gene Ontology annotation, molecular function: protein binding. The record is from RefSeq and is a predicted model, not a curated record. Lineage: Eukaryota; Viridiplantae; Streptophyta; Magnoliopsida; Fabales; Fabaceae. The transcript is spliced from 7 exons. Bases 17 to 1078 code for a protein of 353 amino acids. Gene Ontology annotation, cellular component: nucleus.
CAAACAGUAGUGUGUGAUGAUUAACCAGUUAAUUCAGCCUUACUUCACAGAUUUUCUUCUGCACUCAUACAUGAAUUUCGUGAAGUCAAAAAGAAAAAGAAAAAUGCGAUUUCGACUCUCACACUCACUCCGUUUAGCUUCUUCCCUCCUCACCAAGUCAAACAAGUUUCAAUUCCACCACUUCACCACCACCACCACCGCCACGCCGGAACUACGACCCGACCCGCCCCCUAUUCGAGUCGGCCUCACAGACUCGGCGGGGCGCGGUGUCUUCGCCACCCGUCCGAUCGGCGCCGGAGAACUCAUCCACACCGCCAAGCCCGCCGUAUGCCACCCUUCUCCCAACGUUCUCCACACUGUCUGUUACUGCUGCCUCCGCAGAAUCUCUAAUCCCGAUGGCUCCGAAGCUCAACGCGUGUCGUUUUGCAGUGAAGAUUGUAAACGACGCUGCAUGGAAUUUUACAAUGUUGAGAUGAAAGCAGAUUGGGCGGCUUUUGAUGACUAUUGCGGGACCCAUGGUUUGAAAUAUCCUUUCAUGGUGAAGCGGUUGGCUUGCAUGGUCAUAUCAGGAGUUGCCAGAAGUGACAGUGUAGACAUACUUCAACCUGCCAAUUUGACACCUCAGAUGAUUUCACGGAUGGAAGAAGAGUUUGGCUUGUUAUGGAAUGCUUUCAGAAAGACACUUAUUUCAGAUGAAGAUAUUUCUUUUUUAACCAAGCAAUGGUACAUUGGUGUUUUGGCACGAAUUCGAAUCAAUGCAUUUCGCAUUGAGUUGGCUGCAGGGCUAUAUGAAGAUCUUCUUUCAUCAGCAGCGGCAUCUGUAGAAGCUGAAGCUGCCGUUGGACAUGCUGUCUACAUACUUCCAUCCUUCUACAAUCAUGAUUGUGAUCCAAAUGCGCACAUUAUAUGGAUAGAUAACGCAGAUGCAAAAUUGAAGGCCCUUCGUGAUGUUGACGAAGGUGAAGAACUUAGAAUCUGCUACAUUGAUGCCAGCCUGGAUCGCGAUGCUCGGCAAGAACUUUUAUCUCGGGGAUUUGGUUUUCAAUGCAACUGUAACAGGUGCUUACAUGGAGAUUAAUCAUUCUCUGAAAAUUUCGUCCUAGAUUUUGCAACAAUUUAGUGGCCCUGAGAAAUCACUUUUAUAUCUUGGUGUGUACCUGUUAUCAUCUAUAAUUCUGUAGUACUCUUUUAUCUUCUUGAAUAGAGUUUCUCGUGAACC